GCAGGCAGCGGCAGAAGCCGCGCUGUUCCAGCGGCGUGUGUGCGUCGCCUUCCUUCUGCCCUGCCCCUUUCGGCUCACUGAGCCCAAAACAAGGGAGUGAGAAGCAGCCUGACAGAAAGUCGGUUCUCGACCGCAGGCGAGUGCGCGCCGAGGACGACGGAGUUCCCUCACUUCUCCCUCCCUCUCAGAGAUCCGGGCCAAUCAGCGGAGGCGUCGCGACUGCGCAGCCGCACGGAACCUGCGCCGGCAAGGCUGGCUGCGGCUCAAGUGCCUCGUAGCACGGAAGCGUGUGUGCGCUCCUCUGUCGGUACUUCAGUUGUAGGCUCUGCGCAGUCGCACCAGAGCCCCGCCCGUCCUGUCAAUACUCUUAUUUCCUGCUCGCUCCCAGUUGCCGAGGCACCCUAGGUCUUACUUGUUGUUCUCUCUUCCUUAUUCUUUCACUGCGUCUUCUGAAAGUAAUAGACGAAGACAAGCCGGAGGGCUGGCUGCUGCAGAGCACUUGUUUUCGUAGCCCGUAGGCAAAAGGGUUUUUCAGCAAGGGCGAGCCAUGCCCGGGCCUUUUUCUGUGCUCAAACUUCUACCCAGCAACAGAAGCUCCAGCCCCGCCCUUAGCCUCUCUCAUUGGCCAUCUUGAAUCGUAGUCUGUUGCUCUGAUUGGUCAUCUGAUAUCGUGCGGCUUUUUUUCUUAUUGGAGAAGUGGCCGGGAAUUUUUUUUUUCCGGGUUGAUCCGCUGGGAAGGCGGGGUCAUUUCUGCGGGAUUACUUUUCUGGACUCGUUUCUGAUUGGGUAGUGUGACGCAAUGCGCGCGCCCCUAUUAGAUGCUAAACUGCUGGGAAGCCGGCUCUUUUACUCUCGUUGCUCCGGCUCUUAAACUGAAUACCUGGAGGAAACUUCCGGGCUUGGCCACUGUAGUCUUGCGGUUGUUGUGCUUGCCGGUGCCUAUGGCAUCUUCUGUCUCGCCUGCAGACUGGAGGCUCAGGCCUCAUUUACUUCGAUCCCUUAAUUAACAGCAGAGACAUCGACAAAUGCUUGUUGAAUAAGGACAAAUAAAGAGCUUGGGAAGGAGUGAAGCCUUUUUGACUUGUUUCAGUUGUUCCCGCCUACUCCAUCUUCUUCCAGCAAUUCUAACAGUCAUGGAGAAGCGCCUGCAGGAGGCUCAGCUGUUCAAGGAGGAGGGGAACCAGCGCUACCGGGAAGGGAAGUACCGAGAUGCUGUUAGUAGGUACCAUCGAGCUCUUCUUCAGCUGCGGGGCCUGGAUCCAAGUCUGCCAUCCCCGAUACCCAACCUAGGACCUGAGGGCCCAGCUCUCACGUCAGAGCAAGAAAACAUACUGCACACCACCCAGACCGACUGCUACAACAACCUCGCGGCCUGUCUCCUCCAGAUGGAGCCAGUGAACUACGAACGAGUAAGGGAAUACAGUCAGAAAGUCCUAGAACGACAACCUGAUAAUGCCAAGGCCUUGUAUCGGGCUGGAGUAGCCUUCUUCCACCUGCAGGACUAUGACCAGGCUCGGCACUACCUGCUAGCUGCCGUCAAUAGACAACCUAAAGAUGCCAAUGUCCGGCGGUAUCUCCAGUUGACACAAUCAGAACUCAGCAACUAUCAUAGAAAAGAGAAGCAGCUGUAUCUGGGCAUGUUUGGUUAAA
This is a messenger RNA of Mesocricetus auratus (golden hamster), 1650 nucleotides long. It is a transcript of the gene Ttc9c, whose product is annotated as tetratricopeptide repeat domain 9C. The coding region runs from base 1134 to 1649 and encodes 171 amino acids. The transcript has 4 exons. Lineage: Eukaryota; Metazoa; Chordata; Mammalia; Rodentia; Cricetidae. The record is from RefSeq and is a predicted model, not a curated record. Gene Ontology annotation, molecular function: protein binding.